This is a messenger RNA of Gadus morhua (Atlantic cod), 1541 nucleotides long. RefSeq names its product sphingosine-1-phosphate receptor 3b (gene s1pr3b). The transcript is spliced from 2 exons. The record is from RefSeq and is a predicted model, not a curated record. Gene Ontology annotation, cellular component: membrane. Gene Ontology annotation, biological process: G protein-coupled receptor signaling pathway. The coding region runs from base 270 to 1436 and encodes 388 amino acids. NCBI's taxonomy places the organism in Eukaryota, Metazoa, Chordata, Actinopteri, Gadiformes, Gadidae. Gene Ontology annotation, molecular function: sphingosine-1-phosphate receptor activity.
UUGAGGAAGGGGUGUGACUUGAAGAGAACCGCCGAAGAGAUACCCUGCCUAUAGAGCAAAGAGACCUGGACGGAGCGCUGUCUACUUUAAACCGGAGCUGGAAGAUGAUUGAAAUUAAGAAUACAAUUGCAUGGAUCAACUCUUUAGCAAGGCGUUGCAUAUUUUUCCCCCUCUCUUCAAACUGGAAUAGUUGUUGAAUAUCACCGACAUCCUUAGACUUCCAAAAGAUUCCCUGCUGAAGUGCGCCCUCUAGCGGCCGCUCCGGGAAUAUGAUCAACAAUGAACUUUACCGACACUACAACUUCACCGGGAAACUCGACCACAGGCCCGCCAGCGGCGAGGGGACCAGCGGUGGCUCCGUGGACACCAAGACCUUGGUGUUCCUGGUCAUCUGCAGCUUCAUCGUGCUGGAGAACCUCGUGGUGCUCGUCGCCAUAGGGAGCAACAAGAGGUUCCACAAUCGGAUGUACUACUUCAUCGGUAACCUGGCGCUGUGCGACAUGCUCUCCGGGGUGGCGUAUCUCGUCAACCUGCUGCUCUCGGGGGACAAAACCCUGCAGCUGUCCCCGGCCCUCUGGUUCGUCCGGGAGGGGAGCAUGUUUGUGGCGCUCGGCGCUUCGAUCUUCAGCCUCCUGGCCAUCGCCAUCGAACGACACCUGACCAUGGUCAAGAUGAGACCUUACGACCGCAAGAAGAACUACAGGGUGUUCCUCCUCAUCGGCACCUGUUGGAUUAUUGCCCUGUCCCUGGGUGCGCUGCCAAUCAUGGGUUGGAACUGUCUGGGCGACCUGCCCGACUGCUCCACCGUGCUGCCGCUCUACUCCAAAAGGUACGUGGCGUUCUGCAUCAUCAUCUACAUGGUGCUGCUGCUGGCCAUCUCCGUGCUCUACGCCCGCAUCUACACGCUGGUCAAGUCCAGCAGCCAGAAGGUGAGCAAGCAGCGGCAAUCGGAGCACGCCUUGUCCCUGUUGCGCACCGUGGUCAUCGUGGUGGGCGUGUUCAUCGCCUGCUGGACGCCCAUCUUCGUGCUGCUCCUGGUGGACGUGGCGUGCAAGCAGCGCCGCCGGUGCCCCGUCCUGUACAAGGCCGACUGGUUCAUCGCGCUGGCCGUGCUCAACUCGGCCGUGAACCCCGUGAUCUACACUCUGGCCAGCCGAGAGAUGCGCCGGGGCUUCCUGGGGCUGGUGUGCGGACCCUUCUGCAAGAUCCAGACCUCGGUGAACGGUAGCGGUGCCAGGCCGUCGCUGGAGCAGAGCCGCAGCAAGAGCAAGUCCUGGGGGAGCGGGAUCAACCAGAACCAGAACCAGAACCAGAUUCAGAACCAGAGCCAGAACCAGCCGCAUGGUUCCUCCAGGAAGGAGGGGGAGAGGGGGAAUGAGGCGGGGUCGGGACCCGCUGCUCAGGACACGCUGGUGGGCCAAGCGUGUCCUGAUUAGGGUCAUGGGUAGGGGGGUUCCAGCAGUCUGAAGGAAGACGUGAGGGGUGUGAAAUGAGGGAAGCACGCAAUCUAGGAAGGGACAGAGGUAGGGGGGGGGGGGGGG